CGCAGCCGAGAGCCGAGCCGUCCCCGAGAAGCCCGAGCCCCCCACAUAUAUGAGCCAGAGGACCCACCAGUUCCUUCUCGCCGCCGACCCGCGCUGCCACGUGCUCAUCCGCUUCUCCACCAAGAACAUCUCCUACAAGUAGUGGUGCCGGCCGGCUCCUGAACGGACUCUCCUCCACGUCGGCAGACUAGAUAAAGAAAUCGGAGUUAGCGAUAUGUCAAAGCUAACUCUGGACGGCUUUUUUUCGUACUGCAAGCAAAUAGCUGAGCACAUCCAGUUGGGAGAAAGGAUGGCAUCUCUCUCCGGUCAGAGCACCCCCAAGCUCACCUCCGGGGUGGGCAACCUCUACUACGAUUCGAUCCUGCCGUACCGGGAGGACGCGAGCCCGCAGACGCGCGAGUUCCUGGCGCGCGUCGUCGACGUGCUGCUCGACUACGUGCAGAAAGUCAACGACAGGAAUGAGAAGAUCCUGGAGUUCAAGAUGCCGGAGGAGCUGCAGGCGAUGCUGGACCUGCGGCUGCCGGACGAGCCACUGCCGCUCAAGCAACUGCUCGAGGACUGCAAGAUGACCCUCAAGCACCAGGUCAAGACAGGUCACCCGCACUUCUUCAACCAGCUGUCGUGCGGGCUGGACAUCGUGUCGCUGGCGGGCGAGUGGCUGACGGCGGCGGCCAACACCAACAUGUUCACGUACGAGAUCGCGCCCGUCUUCAUCCUCAUGGAGAACGUGGUGCUGCAGAAGAUGCGCGAGAUGAUCGGCUGGAGCAGCGGCGACUCCAUCCUGGCGCCCGGCGGCUCCGUCUCCAACCUGUACGCGUUCCUCGCGGCGCGCCACCACAAGUUCCCACAGUACAAGGAGAAGGGGCUCUCCAGCAUCCCCGGCCAGCUCGUCAUGUUCACCUCCGACCAGUGCCACUACUCGGUGAAGUCGUGCGCGUCGGUGUGCGGGCUGGGCACCGACUACUGCGUGUGCGUGCCGAGCGACGAGCGCGGCCGCAUGAUCCCCGCCGAGCUCGAGCGACUCGUGCGCAUGCACAAGGACAAGGGACACGUGCCGUUCUUCGUGAACGCGACGUCGGGAACGACGGUGCUGGGCGCGUUCGACCCGCUCGUCGACAUCGCCGACAUCUGCCAGAAGUACGACAUGUGGAUGCACGUCGACGCGGCGUGGGGCGGCGGCCUGCUGUUCUCCAAGAAGUACCGCCAUCCCCGACUCACCGGCAUCGAGCGGGCGGACUCCGUGACGUGGAACCCGCACAAGCUGAUGGGCACGCUGCUGCAGUGCUCCACCGUGCACUUCAAGAUCGAGGGCAUCCUGCUGAGCUGCAACGAGAUGUCGGCGGAGUACCUGUUCAUGACGGACAAGAUCUACGACCCGCGCUACGACACCGGCGACAAGGUGAUCCAGUGCGGCCGCCACAACGACGUGUUCAAGCUGUGGCUGCAGUGGCGCGGCAAGGGCACCGCCGGCUUCGAGCGCCUCAUGGACCGGCUCAUGGAGCUGGCCGAGUACAUGGUACGCCGCCUGCGCGAGCAGAGCGACCGCUUCCACCUCAUCCUCGAGCCGGAGCUCGUCAACGUCAGCUUCUGGUACCUGCCGCGGGCGCUGCGCGGCGUGCCGCACGACGGCGCCAAGGAGCUGCGGCUCGGCCGCGUGUGCGCGGUGCUCAAGGGCCGCAUGAUGCGCGCCGGCACCAUCAUGGUGGGCUACCAGCCCGACGACCGCCGCCCCAACUUCUUCCGUAACAUCAUCAGCUCGGCCGCCGUCACAGAGCGCGACGUCGACUUCCUGCUCGCCGAGAUGGACCGCCUCGGCCACGACAUCGUCGUCGACUAGGCCGCCCGCCCCCCACCCCCUCAGCACUAGAUCCGUGUUAUAUAUGUGUCAUAUUUGCAUCGAAAUAUAUUUAGUCUACUCUAUCCUGCUGAGGUAUGUCAUGGAUCAUUGAGGACGAUCCGUUGCGACGGAGAGAAAGCUAUUUAUAUAAUGAUAUAAAAAUUACAGCUCCUCGAUCGAGUGACCGCAAUACACGGAUCCCGCUAUAUUUUUGCAAAAUAACUUCAAGAUUUCGUUUCCCUUGUCGCUCGCCUGACUUUCUUGAAAAUUGUACGUACUUGAGGCGUCGCGUCGUGUUAAGUGUAUAGAAUUAAUCGGUCAAACGACGCCUACCGUAGUCCCCCGCACCCCGCGCCCCGCGUCCCUUACUCUGUAGUACUGCACGAGCAUACUACAGUUAUAAUAAAACCCGUCAUAAUAUUGUACUAGAGCCUACGAAACUGCUACGAUUCUUCGUAGAGCGCUACGAUUCUUCGUAGUACGGUACGCGCAGCGCCGCGAGGGGCGACGAAACGCGACGGGCGACCAGCACCAGUCUAUAGCCGUCUAUUUACAGUUAUUAAAUAUUAUUCUCAGUAGACGUAGGCAAUAAUUACAUAAUAUUAUAUGAAACGAAUCUAUUUCUGUUGCGUCUGUAGUGUGUUGACAGUGAAAAUAUAUUUUUGGUGUGUGUAUAAGGU
Aricia agestis (brown argus) is the source of this 2517-nucleotide messenger RNA. RefSeq names its product glutamate decarboxylase (gene Gad1). The transcript has 11 exons. Gene Ontology annotation, cellular component: cytoplasm. Bases 215 to 1837 code for a protein of 540 amino acids. The record is from RefSeq and is a predicted model, not a curated record. NCBI's taxonomy places the organism in Eukaryota, Metazoa, Arthropoda, Insecta, Lepidoptera, Lycaenidae. Gene Ontology annotation, molecular function: pyridoxal phosphate binding; carboxy-lyase activity. Gene Ontology annotation, biological process: carboxylic acid metabolic process.